Phodopus roborovskii (desert hamster) is the source of this 4603-nucleotide messenger RNA. RefSeq names its product caspase recruitment domain family member 6 (gene Card6). Lineage: Eukaryota; Metazoa; Chordata; Mammalia; Rodentia; Cricetidae. The transcript is spliced from 4 exons. Gene Ontology annotation, biological process: regulation of apoptotic process. Bases 194 to 3430 code for a protein of 1078 amino acids. The record is from RefSeq and is a predicted model, not a curated record.
ACCUUUUGCAGUUUUUCAGCGGUUGUACCUCGAAACCUCAGCGUUUGCAAUCCGGUCUGGGCCCACGGCGUGGAUUCCCGUCGUGGGGCUCGAGGAGAGUCGGACAUUCUGCGUGACAGCGCCCCUGACCGUGUGUGCAGUGAGCGGCUGAGACUGGGAUCCCGAGGCUGGAAAGCCAGCUUCUCAGGAAGCAAUGGCUACCGAGAGUGCUUCUUCAGAAAUCAUAGACAGACAAAGAACCAAGUUGCUUAAUGUCCUCCAGCAAGACCCGGAUUCACUCUUGGACACGUUAACCUCUCGGAGACUGAUUUCUGAGGACGAAUAUGAGAUGCUAGAGGAAAUUACAGAUCCCUUGAAGAAAAGCAGGAAGCUGUUAAUUGUGAUACAGAAGAAGGGAGAGGAGAGCUGCCGUUCUUUCCUCAAGUGUUUGUCUAAUGCAUUUCCAGAGGCAGCUACCACGUUGGGCUUAAAGCAGGAAGUCCCACAGCAGGCGACUGAAGAGGCCUGGUCUCCAGGGCUGAAUAGGGUUGUAGCAGAUCGCUUUUCCCAGGGGAAGAAAACCCCGGAGAAUGAAGAGAUUACAGAGCUCUAUGAAGAGAAAGAAUGUGUGGAUUGGGAGACACCUGAGUCUUUCACAUAUGAGGAAAGUAGUGGUGCUCGGGAAACUGCAGGCUCCUCUGGAGAGAGUGAGCAUUCACUUGGAAGUGUUGAGUAUGAAGCUCCGAGUAUGACAUACUUAAAUGAUGGACAGAGAUACGAGGAGCCAGACAAUUCUCUGUACUUAGAAGGGGAAUAUCAAGAGUCUGUUGGGUACCCUGAAGAUGUGGAGACCAUUGUGGAGGAAGGGGCCUUUGAUGACCUAGAGUGCUUUGUAUAUGAUGGGGAACGUGAGUAUGAAGAAACUGUGGGGCUUUCUAAUGAAGAAAGUAGUUGUGAAGCUUCAGAAAGCGGCAUUUCAUUGGAAGAGGAAGAGAAAAGCACUGAAGAAAGAAAAAGAGUAUUUCACCAUGUCCUCUCCUGUUUGAACAUGGAUAGAAGCAGAAAGCUUCUCCCAGAUUUUGUGAAGCAGUUUUCCAUAGACCGAGGAAGUGAGUGGACACCCUCAGCUCCAGGAGACUUAGCCUGGAGUUUCCUGAUGAAAGUUCAGGCAUUAGACCUGACAGCCAGAGAUUUUAUCCUUAGGCCCAAGAUGGUGGAUGAGGAGAGCAAAGGGGAAUUGCUGGCUGGAAUAGAGAAUUUAGAAAUUGGAGACAUACAAACUGUUAAUCCCCUUGAUGUCAUGUGUGCCUCCAUGCUUUGUUCGGACAUCUCUUUGCAACGUGAAGUCAUGUCAAACAUGUUCCAGUGCCAGUUCGCCCUUCCCCUGCUGUUGCCAGAUGCAGAAAACAACAAAAGCAUCUUAAUGGUGGGGGCUAUGAGAGACUUAAAGCCAUACCCAGUGCAGUCCUCAGGAAAGCCCUCUAGGGAAACGGAAAAUUUUCUGACUCCCAUGAAGAUGCCUGUCAUCUCUUUUGUGCGACUAGGACACUGUAGCUUCUCCAAGUCCAGAACCCUUAACACACUGCUCAGCUCCUCUCAACAGAAGCCACACAAAAUCUUUCUCCAUCAGGAUCUAUCUGUUCCUGUGCUUCCUCGGCAAAUUUCUGGUGGCCUGGUAGAGGUAACGUGGUGUUUUCCUGACAACAAGGAGAUAAAGGAAAGCCCUCCUGUUUUCCACAAGCCUGUUGCUGUGGCCAACCUGCGUGGAGAUCUUGAAAGCUUUUGGACACAAUUUGGUUUUCUGGUGGAAGUUUCCUCAGCCGUUUUCUUUUUCACUGACUGCCUUGGUGAGAAGGAAUGGGACUUGCUGAUGUUUUUAGGAGAAGAUGCUAUUGAAAGAUGCUACUUUGUCCUCAGUCCCCAGGCCAAGGAGAGUGAAGAGGCCCAGAUUUUCCAAAGGCUCCUGAGACUGAAGCCGGCACAGCUACUGUUUUGGGAAGUGGAUGAAGCUGGGGAUAGAAGGAAGACGAUGGAGGUCCUUCAAGCUGCCCUCCAGGAAGUAAUGACCUCUUCACUCAGAUGUGUAUCCCUAGAAGAUAUGGCCUCUCUGGCCAGGGAGUUGGGGAUUCAGGUAGAUCAAGACUUUGAAACUACUCAAGAUAUUCAAGUUUUCUCUAGAACAGCUGACAGUGAGAACCAACAAACAGAUAGUCAGAUAAAAAGCCCAUCUGAAAGCCGAGCUCAGGUGCCAAUCAAAGACCCUGGGGCCCAGCUUGGGGAGAGCCAGGGUGCUCAGAACCUGCACCAGACUCUAGGAUUCAUGCCUCAACUGGUCCACCCAUGGCCCCUGCCUAACACACUUGGAAGUAACUUUUACCAUGUUUCCUUGAAAGCCCCCUCUGUUCUGAGCUCCCACUUUGGGUCACAGCAGAGAGCUAAGUGGUUCUCUCCUUUGCCUCAUCAGAAUACAGGGGUUCACAGAGGAGGUGAAAGCUUUGGUAAUCAGCACUUCCAACCCUGGAGAUUUUAUUCACAGCAAAGAUUCACGAACUUUUCAGGAACUUCUCAGGGGUAUCAUUCGAGUAGAACACAUGGGAGAUCACAAAGACAGACCCAUCCUGAGAGCCUACAGGCAGAGAGAACCCUUCAAAUGCCUGGGACAGUUGUCUCUCCUUUGGGCCACUCACAUUCUCCAGGCUCACAAGCAACAAAAGCAGCAGGGAAGCCACAGCCUGGGAAAGCCUGUGCCCAAGGGAUGCAGCUGAGUGAUACAACUAGAAAACCUAUGAGGACAGCAUCUCAUACUAAGUACCCUCAUCCUCCUUCAUCCUGUCAGCCAGCAGGAGUCAUUCAUGAAGGAAAAAUACCAGUUCCUCAUCAAGGAUCUCAACGGCUGACAAAGGGAAGGCCUUCAGAUCCAGCUUUCCAAGCCGGGUCUCAGCUUUCAUCUACCUCCCAGAUCAGUCCCCAUCCACCCAAGUUCCAUGUGAAACAUGUCAAACCUAAGCCCAUUCAACCUUCUCAGAAAAAAAACCCUCAUCCCCAGCCCUCCCAAGGUAAACCCACCCACCCCCAGUCCUCCCAAGCUAAACCCCCUCAUCCCCAGCCCUCCCAAGCUAAACCCACCCAUCCCCAGUCCUCCAAAGCUAAACCCCCUCAUCCCCAGCCCUCCCAAGGUAAACCCCCUCAUCCCCAGCCCUCCCAAGCUAAAACCCCUCAUCCCCAGCCCUCCCAAGCUAAAACCCCUCAUCCCCAGCCCUCCCAAGCUAACCCCCCUCAUCCUCAGCCCUCCCAAGCUAAAUCCUCCCCAUCCAGACCUACUCAGUUUAAGCCACAUAAACCCCAUCAGUCCCAAUCUAAGCCUUUUAAACCUACAUCUACCCAACAUACGUCGUCCCAGACCAAGCCUUCAAAGGCCAAGGCCUGCCAUCCAAGAACAGGGAGACAUUAAUGAACAUACCCCAGAGAGCCAGGAAGUAUGUUUUUUGCUUAAGCUAUUCCUCUCAUAUAACAGUGUGAAGGAGAGUUUCAGUGAAAGUCUGAUAAAAUGAGCAAAACAAAAAUUAUGCAAAGUCUAAGUGCAUAGUGAGGUAUCUAAAUGUGGAAAAUAUGAAAGCAGUUAAGAGUAGGACAUGGAGGCACACACCUGUAAUCCCAGCACUCUUGAGGCAAAAGCAGUCAGAUCUCUGUGCUUUUGAGAUCAACUUGAUCUACAUAAUAACAUAGAAAGUUCUAGAUCAGCCAGAAUACAUAAUGAGAUCCAGAGAGAGAGAGAGAGAGAAUAGGAUCUAUCACCAAGCCAACAAGAUCAGUCAGCAUUCCAGAAGGCAUCAUUAGACUCAGUGGGUUUCCGAAAACAAAAAUCCAAAACUAAACAGGAAAGAGACCCAGUGGGAGGGGCCAAGAUCUGGGAUGGAUAUGAUCAUGGCAUACAUGUAUGAAAUUGUCAAAUAAUAAAUGCAAGAUGGAAAAAGAAUAGGAUCUGAGGAUACAUAAAUGAAUUGAAUCCAACCUGCCUUAUUAGGUAAUGUGUGAUUUGACCCCAGGGGAUGAAGUCUGUGGGAUAUCUCUAUGUGUGAAGAAUGGAAUUACAGUGUAAUUGCAAAGUGAUGAAAAUACGGAACUCACAGUGUCUCACUGUUGAAGAAAACUGCUUCCUGGGUGCCUUGGUUGUGGGUUCAGUACCAGCAACUGAGCAGAGACCCCACACUGUUGGACAGUUAAAGCUACUUGUUUGUGGUAAUAGACCAAAUUUUAACACCUGAUAAGACUGUCUCAGUUGACCCUUACACAUGGAAAUAAUGAAUGGUCAACGAAACUCAUCAUUUUACAUAAAGUUUGGGACUGAUUUAUGUGUGUUUCAUACUUUGUAUACAAUAGCUAAGAAAAUUUACCUCACUAGAUGUUCUGAUAUUAGUUUAGUUAUUUGAAAUCAGAAAUGUGUCAGUGAGUUUUUAAUUUUAGAGUGAAGUUAAAGAAUUUAUAAAGGGUAUAAGUAAUGUUUGAGAAGACAUGGUUCAGAGGAAUUAUAAUUUUUGUAAAUUUAUAUUGUUCUGAACAUUUGGAUAACUUCUGCUAGUUAGCAGUGUUAAAUAAAAAGAAUAAAGUCAAACUAGAUAUUUAA